This is a messenger RNA of Candidozyma duobushaemuli, 4815 nucleotides long. RefSeq lists its product as uncharacterized. The transcript is spliced from 3 exons. Gene Ontology annotation, molecular function: lipid binding; structural constituent of ribosome. Gene Ontology annotation, biological process: translation. Bases 1 to 4815 code for a protein of 1604 amino acids. NCBI's taxonomy places the organism in Eukaryota, Fungi, Ascomycota, Pichiomycetes, Serinales, Metschnikowiaceae. Gene Ontology annotation, cellular component: ribosome. The record is from RefSeq and is a predicted model, not a curated record.
AUGCCAAUUGGGGUGCCAAAUCCGCUAACAAGCAAGAAAAAGUCAAAGUCGAAAUCGCCGUCGCCCUCCCACGGCGCCAAUGGCUCCGCCGGCGACCCGGCCUCUGUUGAGGAGAAGAACAGACAGGCUAGGGCCAACCAGACCGAGGUUAAGGCUCCUUUCGAUGGUGCUGCUCCCGACGAGGAAAAAGAGCAUUCUGUCGAGAAGCACACAAAGGGCGGGAAACCUGCUUUCCCCUGGCGAAAGAUCGGUGGCUGGGGGUCCCAGGACUCCUCUGAAGACAAGUUGCACGCUCUCCAAACAAUCAAGGCCGUGGAGCUGUAUGUCAUGGACCACUUGUACUCUGACUGGUACUUCAACACGGUGAUGAUCCUUGGUAUCUCCUUUUUCUCGUGGUUUUUCGCCCGCUGGGGCUUCAGUAUCUUGAUGUUGGGUGUUGUUCUUUUGGGCGCUGCCUCGGUUUACAGGGCCGAGUUCCGUAGAUUCAACAGAAACAUCAGAGACGACAUGGCCAGAAUUGACGCCCGCAACCGUUUGGAAAACGAGGAGGAGACCAUGGAGUGGAUGAACUCGUUCUUGGCCAAGUUCUGGGUCAUCUACAUGCCCGCUUUGUCCGAGAUGGUCUUGUACCAGGCCAAUGAGAUUUUGAAAGACCAGGCUCCCGGUUUCGGUAUUGAAGCUGUUUCUUUGGACGAGUUUACCUUGGGUUCCAAGGCUCCUCGUGUGGAUGCCAUCAAGUCCUACACCAGAAAGGGCAAGGAUCACAUUGAAAUGGACUGGGCCUUUUCUUUCGCUCCCAACGACACUGAUGACAUGACCAAGAACGAAAUCAAGAAGAAGAUCAACCCCAAGGUCGCCUUGGGUGUGACAAUUGGUAAGGCUUUCAUCACCAAGUCGCUUCCUAUUUUGGUCGAGGACAUGUCCUUCACAGGCAGAAUGAAGAUCAGGUUGAAAUUGAGUGACAACUUCCCUCACGUCAAGAUUGUGUCUGUUCAAUUCCUCGAGCCUCCAACUAUCGACUACGCCUUGAAGCCAGUGGGUGGUGACACCUUGGGUCUUGACAUCAUGUCCUUUAUCCCCGGUUUGUCUACUUUCGUUAACAGUAUCAUCCACUCGACCAUGCGUCCUAUGUUGUAUGCUCCCAACUCGCUCGAUAUUGAUGUUGAGGAGAUCAUGUCUCAGCAGUCCAACGACUCGAUCGGCUUGCUCACUGUGAACGUGAAGCGUGUCUACGACAUCAAGAGCAACGAGCUCAAGGACAAGGAGUGUCACCCAUACGUCCACAUGACCUUGUCUGGUGGCCCUGAAAUUGACGAGCGCACCAAGAUCAAGAGAAACACCAGAGACGCUGUCUACUUGGAGUCUUUCCAUUUGCUUGUGAACAGCUUGGAAGGCAACUUGUUAACUUUCAGUGUCUCGUCUUACGCCCCUGGCAAGCCAGAGGAUAUUUCCAUCGGAAGAGUUGACUUCAACUUGGCCGAUUUAUUGCAGGAGCCAGAGCUCAAGAACCAGACCAGGAACAUCACUGACGGUGGGAGAAUUGUUGGUAAGCUCAACUUUGAUCUUAAGUGGAAUCACGUCUUGGAGAACUUCACUUUGGAAGAUGGUUCCAAGGAGGAGAACAUUGACCAAGAGCUUGGUAUUAUGAAGUUCUCUCUUUACGGUGCUUACAAUUUGGAUAUCUCCAAGUCUAUCGUCGGUUUGUUGAACCCUUACGCUGAAGUGUACGUCAAUGACAAGCAUGUUAAGACCACAAGAAAGUUGAGACAGAUCAACGAACCCUCUUGGGGUCUUUCAUUUGAGUCGCUCGUCACUCAGCAAUCUCAAACUCGUAUUCAGAUUUUGGUGAAGGACUCUGUCGAGGACCAAGUUGUUGGUCGACUUGAUACAAACUUGCAGGACUUGAUUUUCGAGUCUUCCAGAGGUCAACUGUGGAUCACAGCUCCUCCAAUCAGGACUGGCGGUCCAGCAACCAAAUUCAAGAUCGGCGUCAAGUGGUCUGCUUUGCCAAUGGGUGACGAGAGUCUUCAAUUCUUCGAAGAGCCUGCCAUUGGUGGUUUCAGAUUGCAAAUCAGAAACGCUAAGGGUUUGGUCAACCUUGAGGAGGUUGGCGAAGUCGACCCUUACAUCAGAGUUUCCCAAAACGGUAAGCCAAAGGGAAGAACUGCUACGAUCUCCAACUGUAAGGACCCUUACUGGGAUACCGUCUUUUUCCUUCCUGUCGCCAAUCCUCACCAGCACGUUUUGCUCGAAAUCUUCGAUGCUGAGGCUGAAGGUAAGGACAGACCUUUGGGCUCUUGUGCUGUUACAGUUAGUGAUUUCUUGAAAAAGAACACUCAAGGUUAUUUCCUCGCUUACGAUGGUUCGGAUGAGAUCAUUGAACAGCCUGUGUUGUACGGUGAUGAUUCUUACGGCUCUUUGUUCUACUCUGUUUCCUUUGUUCCAACUUUGCCAGUCUACACCAUCUCGCAAUUGGAACACAUGGAGGAGUUCUUGGAGAUGAGGAGAAAGAAGGAACAAGAUGAGAGGGAAAAGGCCGAGAGGGACCAAAAGCUCUUCGAUGAAAACCCUGAUCAGUAUGACUGGGUUGAAUUGCAAGAGGACAACCUCCCUGAGCCUGAAAAGGUGACAUUGCCAUUGGAGAAGGCCGUCAAGUACAGAACCGGUGUUUUGAUGCUUCAUAUUUUGGAAGGCAACUUCAAGCAAUCGGACUGCUUGGUUCAUGUCUUGUUUGAUGAUCACGCAUUUUCAUCGGGUAUCAGUCAUAGAGCCGAUGGUAAGCACUUGACUACUCCAAUGAAUGUUGAUGCGUUCAUCAGAGACUUGCCAAACUCGCUCACUAUCUUCAGAAUCUCGAAGAAGUAUGUCGUUGAACACAAGAAGGAGAUUGUUGCUGAAAAGAUGUUAGACACGGUCGAACUCUUCAAGAACGCCAACAAGCAACCUAUUACCAUCAAGAUUGACGAAAAGAACACCUUGAAGGUGCGUGCAGAGUUCAUUCCAUCCGCUGUCAAGUUGGCUCCAUUGGACACUGUCUUGGAUGUUGGUCACAUUAAGCUCGAAGUGUUGAGUGCCGAGGGAUUGAUGUCUGUUGACAGUAACGGUAAGUCUGACCCAAUGUGUGUUCUUAAAUUGGAGGGUGUUGAGAUUUUCAGGACAGACAAGAAGAGAAGAACUUUGGACCCUAUUUGGAACGAAGCUUUCGAAUUCCCUAUCUUGUCUAGAUCUAGACAGCCUCUCGUUUUGGAGGUCUACGAUUGGGACUUGACCAACGACGAUGAGUUGUUGGGUACAGCAGUUAUUGACACUGCCUCCAUUGAUCCUAAUGUCUCUACUCAGUUUAAGGUUCAACUUGAUACUCAGGGUAUCGUGAUUUUGAGAGUGACCUUCAAACCAGAAUACGUGAGACCGCCUCUCAACAGCAAGUCUGGCUUGCCAAUCGACUUGAGUGAUGUCAAGGGUGUGCCAUUGAAGCUUGUUGGUGGUGUCGCUGGUAUUGCAACCAACACUGUGGGCAGUGGUGUGGGUCUUGUUUCUGACAACCUCAGCAAGGGUGGCAGCUUCCUCAAGCACUUGGGUAAGAGCAAAAAGAAGAGCGGUGAGAUUGACGAACAAUCUCGUAAUGGCGAUGCUGGAAGCUUGCGUCCAUCUCAAAGUGGACGGGGUGCCCGUAGUGAACGCACAGCACGCAGUGAACUUGGAGCUCAAAGCGAACAAGAAGAAGAGGGAGGUGACAAUGAGAACAGCUUGCUCGGAGGUGAAGUGUCUAAUGCUUCCAACGAAGCUGACAGACAGGAAGAAGAGAAGAACAAGGAGGAGAAGAACAAGCAGGGUGCACCUUCGCCAGAGGAACAAAUGGAGCAGAACAGACCACCAUCUAUCGAGGGCGCUCUCCCAACGUCGACCCGUCCUGGACAGUUUGAGAACCAGCACACGAGAAAUGUCAGUGAGGCUACUGAUAUUAGUACGAUGAACUCCUCGACCAUGGGUCCAAAUGGCAUCCCUGGUAGAGCUAACAUUGUUUCUGCUGUUGGCUUCAACGUGUCUGCUUUGGACAUCAAGGUUAACUUGACGACUCCGGCUAGAACCAAGGAUAUUUACAAGACAAGAGCUGCUAAGGAACAUCUGGGACAAUACAAGUGGAACGAGACCUUCACUUUCAGAUCCCCACCCGAAGGCACCAUGUCUUUUAUUAUCAGAGAGCACAAGACAUUUGGCAGAAGCCAAAUUCUUGGAAGCGGCGAGAUUGCUCUUUCAGACUACAUGGAUCUGAACGAUACUCUCAGGCUUCCUGUUGGCGAAGGUCAAUUGAAUGUGACCUUGUCACAGACUCAGAAGAUCGCCAGAAAGACCCAGCGUCCUCACAAGUUGCGUGCCUCUAUCACCCCUGGUACCGUCUUGAUUCUCCUUGCCGGUAGAUUCAGAGGUAAGAGAGUCGUGUACUUGAAGCACUUGGAGGACAACACCUUGUUGGUGACUGGUCCAUUCAAGGUUAACGGUGUGCCAUUGAGAAGAGUUAACGCUCGUUACGUCAUUGCCACCUCCACCAAGGUUGAUGUGUCCUCCGUUGACGUGUCUAAGUACAACGUGGCUUACUUUGCCAGAGAGAAGACGCCAAAGGGCGAGAAGUCCGAGGCUGACUUCUUCAACGAAGAACAACCAAAGAAAGAGAUCAAGGCCGAGAAGGUUGCCGACCAGAAGACUGUCGACUCCGCCUUGUUGUCUGAGAUUAAGAAAACCCCAUUGUUGAAACAGUACUUGGCCUCCUCCUUCUCCUUGAAGAGCGGUGACAAGCCCCACUUGUUGAAGUUCUAA